Periophthalmus magnuspinnatus is the source of this 1349-nucleotide messenger RNA. RefSeq names its product potassium channel tetramerisation domain containing 12.1 (gene kctd12.1). Lineage: Eukaryota; Metazoa; Chordata; Actinopteri; Gobiiformes; Gobiidae. Bases 107 to 973 code for a protein of 288 amino acids. Gene Ontology annotation, biological process: regulation of G protein-coupled receptor signaling pathway; protein homooligomerization. Gene Ontology annotation, cellular component: postsynaptic membrane; presynaptic membrane. The transcript has a single exon. The record is from RefSeq and is a predicted model, not a curated record. Gene Ontology annotation, molecular function: protein binding.
ACGUGGUGAGCACGGGCUUCAUAAACAAGCUGCUGCCACUCUGCCGCUCACUUUCCUCUGAUCCCGUUCCUGUCCAGUGCGCCUCGGAGCCAGACGCACAGGGACCAUGGCACUGGCAGAUACGGAGCGCGGAGUGUCCAUGUGCGGCGACUCCAGCUCACCCUUCUCCGAGAUCAUUGAGCUGAAUGUCGGUGGGCAAGUCUAUGUCACCAGACACAAAACUCUGGUGGCGGUGCCGGAUUCACUCCUUUGGAACAUGUUCAGUAAAAAGUCGCCCAAGGAUUUGGCACGCGACAGCAAGGGACGCUUCUUCUUGGACAGAGACGGCUUCUUGUUCCGCUACAUCCUCGACUAUCUCCGGGAUCUCAACUUGGUGCUGCCGGACUAUUUCCCAGAGAAAAGUCGACUGCAGAGGGAGGCGGACUUUUUUCAGCUGCAGGACCUCGCAAAACGCUUAAGCCCACGGAUGAGUAAGGACAACUCCAUCAGCGAAGAGAUCAGUCAGAGCGACACAGAGGAAGGUGCGCAGCAGUGCGGCCCCUCCGGUACCAUGGAGACUUUACGCACCGUGUCUUCCAGUGGGGCGAUGCGCUCCCCGUCCUUAGAUUCCAGAAGAUCGGGCUAUAUCACAGUAGGAUACCGCGGUUCUUACACAAUCGGAAGAGACAUCCAAACCGAUGCCAAAUUCAGGCGAGUAGCGCGCAUCACCGUCUGCGGCAAGACGUCUCUCGCCAAAGAAGUGUUUGGCGAAACGCUUAACGAGAGCAGGGACCCCGACCGACCACCGGAGAGAUACACAUCCCGUUACUACCUAAAAUAUAAUUUUCUAGAACAGGCGUUUGACAAGCUGACAGAGGCGGGCUUCCACAUGGUGGCCUGCAGCUCCACGGGCACCUGCGCUUACACCAGCAAUGACCCCAACGAGGACAAAAUCUGGACAAGUUACACCGAAUACGUUUUCUGUCGGGAAUAAACUAUUUAUUCAUGCCCUGCUGUAAAUAAAACAUUUCACACUGUAGAGAAUGUCUUUGAAAUGUAUUGUAUUAUUGGCUCUAAUGAGAGACUGUAUCUGUCUGAUUAUGUUUAUUUAAAAUAACACAAAUUACACAUGCUCAGUAUUUGAUGACCUGGGAAAGAUCUAGAUCCAAACAUUAACAUCGUCUUUAGGUGUGCAUGUCAAUGAUGACACAUUAGCCUAAACCAGUCCAAUAAUAUGUCACUGUAACAUGCCUGAUUACACUGGGCACACUUUGUAUUAGCAGGUUGACUGCAAAUAUGUAAGUAUAUGUACAUUCACAGUAUGUGUUCAACCUGUUCAGAUGAAUAAACUUUUAUUGUGAUUCUCAAAA